GUGUGUGAAGCAUGCAACAACUCAACUACUCUAUACAUCACCAUUGUCCUCAGAGUGAGCCACUGUUGUUGCUGUUUAAAAGGUUGGGGGGCAUGAAGACAUUAACCUGCAAGAGGCUGAGAUACAUAGAUAGAUGUAGACAUAGAGAGAGGGAGAGAGAGAGAGAGAGAGAGAGAGAGAGAGCAACAGAGAGAGACCCUCAUCAGCUGUGUCACAAAUGUUGCAUAUGAGUAUUGGAGGGGGGGUUGACUGUGUUGCGAUUAACACGCUUCCUCAGCUGGGUGUUCAUUUCAGUGUGCAGUACGGUAUCUCUCAAGUCUGAACCCUUGGAUGAGGGUCACUUGCCAGAGGAGGAUUUUUUUUUUUUUCUGCCUCCCUGUUUUUUAUACUUCCUUCUUGGGCAGAAGGCUGGUGUAAUAGAAACCAGACACAAGCCAGAAUGUGAGGCAUUCGCAGCGGCGAGACCUCACUUCUUCACACAGUGAGGAAACAGGAUAAAUAGAAAACAGGAUACGUAGAAAAGUCUUGUUUGUCAGUGUUUCUUGGUUGUUGUUGGUUCUUUUCUUUUUUUUUCUUUUUGCAAUUUCGGAAGUUAUCAAUAAGUUGAAAAAUGGCUGGGACAUUGGGAUGGAAGUGGAGUUCCAUGGAUCAGACUGUUGAGGGGAAAUCUAGAGAGGGCAGAGGAGACCUUCAGGAUGGGAAAUGCAUGUACGGCUUUACCAGAUUCUAGUUGAAAAGCUUGUAAGAGCAACAUGAGCUGGAGCUUUCUCACUCGUCUCCUGGAAGAGAUCCACAACCACUCCACCUUCGUGGGGAAAGUGUGGCUGACUGUGCUCAUCAUCUUCCGCAUUGUGCUCACAGCAGUUGGAGGUGAGUCCAUCUACUCGGACGAGCAGACCAAGUUCACCUGCAACACCAAGCAGCCCGGUUGUGACAACGUAUGCUACGAUGCCUUUGCUCCCCUCUCGCACGUCCGUUUCUGGGUCUUCCAGAUCAUCAUGAUCUCCACUCCCUCCAUCAUGUACAUGGGUUAUGCUAUUCACAAGAUAGCCCGAACUUCGGAGGUGGAGCGCAGGAAACAACAGAGGUUCCGCAAGAAGCCACCUCCUCAUUCCAGGUGGAGAGAGAGCCACCAUCUGGAGGAGGUCUUGGAGGAAGAUGAAGAUGACGAUGCAGAGCCCAUGAUCUAUGAGGAUACAAUGGAGGCGCAGGAGGUCAAGCCUGAGCAAGGAAGCAGCACCAGCAAAGACCCGCCAAAACAUGACGGCCGCAAAAGAAUUAUGCAAGAAGGACUGAUGAGAAUCUAUGUUCUUCAGCUCAUGUCACGAGCUAUUUUUGAAAUUGCUUUCCUUGCAGGACAGUAUCUGCUCUAUGGCUUUCGAGUUAAUCCUUCAUAUGUAUGCAGCAGGCUUCCCUGUCCACACAGCGUGGAAUGUUUCAUCUCUAGGCCCACAGAGAAAACAAUCUUCCUCCUCAUAAUGUAUGUGGUAAGCUGUCUUUGUCUGGUGCUAAAUGUGUGCGAGAUGCUCCACUUGGGAAUUGGCACUUUUCGGGAUACGCUUCGCAUGAAGAGGAGCCGGGGCCGGCGGACAUCCUACGGCUACCCGUUCUCUCGCAACAUCCCGGCCUCCCCUCCGGGAUACAACCUAGUGAUGAAGACAGACAAACCGAGCAGGAUCCCCAACAGCCUCAUCACCCACGAGCAGAACAUGGCUAAUGUGGCCCAGGAGCAGCAGUGCACCAGCCCGGAUGAGAACAUCCCCUCUGAUCUGGCGAGCCUGCACCGUCACCUACGGGUUGCCCAGGAGCAGCUCGAUAUGGCCUUUCAAACAUAUCAGACCAAGAACAACCAGCAGACCUCCAGAACCAGUAGUCCUGUAUCUGGGGGCACUAUGGCCGAGCAAAACCGAGUCAAUACAGUCCAAGAGAAACAAGGAGCCAGGCCAAAAUCAGCCACAGAGAAGGCUGCAACCAUUGUAAAAAAUGGAAAGACCUCAGUCUGGAUCUAGAGAUAAAUCUAAUUCCGUACAUUAACAGUAAAAACAUUUAAGACUCCAGGACUGCACUGUGAAACAGCUGGAUGAUGCGUGUGCGAGUAUGAGAUGCGACUCUGGACAAUAGCAACUGAGAAUUUCAAUCACACUGACUGAAGGAGUACAGUUAAGAGUAGGCUUAGUUUUUGGGAAUAAAAAACAAACCACCCAUAAAGAAAUUAUCAAAUCCAGUAUCAUGAAUCUCCUUUGUUACUGUAGUGUGUCAUUUUGUGCUUGCAAUAGCUUUCAGACACGGUUAACAUUUGCUUACUUAGUUAAACAUCUCUAAUUCCAGCUGAAACGUCAAUUAUAUAAACAGAGUGCUUUGAGCUGUUUAUCUGAUCUACCCUUGACUGCUGCUGAACUGGAUUAAUUUGAAGAAAUUUAAAUUUGAAAGUGUGGGAUUGUACCCUACAGCCAAAUUUGAAAAUGCAGUAUAAAGCACUGUACAAAUGCACAAUGAGUCAUUUCUGAAGAAUGGUGAUUGUUGGAAAGAUGCAUGUUUAUUAUUUGGGGAAGUAUUUUUGGAUGUAGUAUGGAUGGGUGUCGCUGGAAGCAGAUUAAAGGUGAAGUAUUUUGAUGAAGGUGAUGAAACAGGGCUGUGUCACUUGUAGGCUUUUCUGGUAAACAUCUGCUUGGUGGGAAGGUCUUCAGUCAUUGCGUGCAAAGCCUUUAUCUAUGUUUUCCAAAGGCUUGCAGUGUCACAUCACAUGAAGGGGAAGAGGUAAGUGAAUAGAAAAUCUGAUUAUUGUCUAAAGUAAAUACUGAUUUUCUGCAAUCUGAAGCAGAUGAUGCAUGCUUUUCAACUGGGAACAUACAGUAUAGACUUACGCUACAGUAGAAUUCCCAUCCUUUGCUAUUCAAUUAGCUUACAUUUAUGUUAUGUUUAGGCAUGUUGUUGAGCAUUUUAGUUUCUCUGUCAUUGAAACAGUAUGUUUCUAAAACUGGUUUCAGAUUAAUAUGUAAUCCUGCCUUCACUGUUGUCAUACUUCGAAGUGCCUCAGACUUUUAAAGACUGUUCUAGUAUUUUAUUCAUGAAGAAAUAAACUUAUUUCAAACCUCUGA
Molecule: messenger RNA, 3098 nt
Organism: Seriola aureovittata
Lineage: Eukaryota; Metazoa; Chordata; Actinopteri; Carangiformes; Carangidae
Gene: gjc2
Product: gap junction protein gamma 2
Exons: 2
Coding region: 753-2009 (418 amino acids)
Biological process (GO): cell communication
Cellular component (GO): connexin complex
Source: RefSeq, a predicted model, not a curated record